AUGGCCUUCCAAGCACAACGUACCAACAUCGCAGUCUGGAUCUGCGUCGUCAUCCCAUUCGCCAUGAUCAUCGCCGCGUCCAUGACCGGCAGCCUCGUGUACUGCGCCCGACGGCGGAAGAAGACCACCAACAAAACACAAACACGGCGAGAUGAGGACGUGGAGCGCACCGCACAGGCUCUACCAACCGCGGGCGUGGCAAGGGUAGGCUCCCGGAGGAUGUCGGCGUCUGGAGAUGGCGAAGGCCUGAACGAGCUCGGGGAGGCCCCGCCGCCAUACGGGUCGGCGAGGAAGGAAGACACUGCGGUUGAGAGGGUGGUGGGGGUCUCGGGUGAGAACGAGACGGGACAGCGUGCGGAGGAGGGCCGGCCACCGGCCUACGAUGCGGUGGUCGAUCUUGCAUCCUCGAAUGAUCGGCAUCUGCCUCUGACCAAGAAGUAUGCGUAG
Messenger RNA from Cryphonectria parasitica EP155, 447 nucleotides. RefSeq lists its product as uncharacterized. Bases 1 to 447 code for a protein of 148 amino acids. NCBI's taxonomy places the organism in Eukaryota, Fungi, Ascomycota, Sordariomycetes, Diaporthales, Cryphonectriaceae. The transcript has 2 exons. The record is from RefSeq and is a predicted model, not a curated record.